CCUUCCCCGAGCUCUCUCCCGGUCCCUGCCUCACUGGGUCGCUGAAGGCCGAGAUCCGUUUGGCCAUUGCUGCCGUGGAAAGGAAACGGACUCAACGAAGCUGCCCCGAAAGCGUUUGUAGGUGCCUCGUGGAGCUGGGUCUGGAUUCUCCUGGCAGCCCAGCCUUGUAGCUGUGCUGUCCCUUUUCCCUGAGAAUAACCCACGGUCCAGUGUCGAUCAACAGCGCUUUCCGCAAGGACCAGCAACCAUGGCAGGACAUGACUCUGGAACACAGCACAAGUUCACUGGUUUUCAGAAAUACUUCAAUUCCUACACCAUAACAGGCAGAAGGAAUUAUGUAAUAGCUACAUAUGCAAGCAUUGCCAUGAUCAUCUUAUAUUUCAAGCUAAGGCCUAAAAAACAAACUCCAGCAGUGACGGAAAAAUAGUGGUUGCUGGUAUGUGUGUUAGUGUUGGACCUCAUAUUGCAAUGGAAACAGGAAUUGAUGUACUAUUAUGUACAAUUCAAUAAAACAAACCAAACAUCA
Messenger RNA from Caretta caretta (loggerhead turtle), 526 nucleotides. It is a transcript of the gene ATP5MK, whose product is annotated as ATP synthase membrane subunit k. NCBI's taxonomy places the organism in Eukaryota, Metazoa, Chordata, Testudines, Cheloniidae. The record is from RefSeq and is a predicted model, not a curated record. Gene Ontology annotation, cellular component: proton-transporting ATP synthase complex.